Staurois parvus is the source of this 306-nucleotide messenger RNA. Lineage: Eukaryota; Metazoa; Chordata; Amphibia; Anura; Ranidae. The record is from the annotation of a GenBank genome assembly.
CAGGGGCAGACUGACAACUCAUGGGGCCCCUGGGCAAUAGGGGAUCAUGGGCCCCUGUGUCCUUGCCCAAACUCAAAAAAGCCUAUGAAAAAAGUACCAGGGGCAUCUCAUGGGGCCCCCUACUGACCCCGGGCCCUCGUGCCCAAGUUUCCAAAUGGUCAGUCCGCCCCUGGGUGCAAUGUCCCAGAGAGUAAAGAACCAUCUGCACAGUUUAAGGGUAAGCCGCAUCCCCACCAACUUCAAUGAGUGGCUGCGUGUUUUGUAACUUUAGAAAUGCUUUAUUUUAUUUUGUAUUACAGUAAAGAU